Messenger RNA from Stylophora pistillata, 2939 nucleotides. RefSeq lists its product as uncharacterized. The record is from RefSeq and is a predicted model, not a curated record. Lineage: Eukaryota; Metazoa; Cnidaria; Anthozoa; Scleractinia; Pocilloporidae.
AAAAGUGUGCAUCCUGAGACCUUGCAAUAAAGAUAUCAAAGCAGGAUUCUUAUGACGUUGAAAUGGAAUCCUUUGAAGCCUGUAUUCAUAAAUCCAUCAUGCUGCUGUUGGCAAUGGCUGCAAUUAUGACGGCUUUCGCCGCUAGUCUUUGUCAAAUUGGUGGCUUUAUCGGAUGUUCCUUCUUCAUGGGAAGGAAAAUGGUAGAUGACCACUGCCUGGUUGGACACGAGUUUUCAAAUGUUUCAGCAGCAGGGGUGACGGAAUGUUUUAAAGCAUGCCAAGCAAACUGUCGGUGCAUUUCGUUCAACUUCCUGAAAAAUAUUAACCAGAAAAACUGCCAACUGAAUGAAGAAAACAGACAUACAAAGCCCGGUGCUUUGAUUUCAAAGAGUGGAUCUCAGUAUUACGAUCUUGUCAUUGACUACAAAGUAACGACUGCAGGUUCAUCGUGUCCUUGCACCCAUUGCUCCAAUAGUUGUUGCAGAGACCAGCCGUGUCAUAAUGGGGGUUUGUGCGUGGAAAACUGUGAGGCAAGCGGGAAAAGAUUUGUCUGCAAUUGUAACCGAGAAUUCACAGGCCAGCUGUGUCAAACUGUUGCUGAACAGUGCCUCGUUGCCCUCGGUAUGGAAACCAAAGGAAUCAGGGACGGGCAAAUCAGUGCCUCCUCAAAAUUCAGUGCCUCUUAUACUGCCUCUUUCGGGAGACUGCAAUUCUCAGGAACCUGGAUAACUCAAUUUAAUGAUAUCAACCAAUGGCUUCAGAUCGAUCUGAUGACUAACCUGUACGUCAGUGUGACACGUGUAGCGACACAAGGGAGAUAUGAUUGGGACGAAUGGGUGACAGAAUAUAAGUUGCAGUACAGCAGUGAUAAAGUCGACUUUCAGUACUACAGAGACAGAGGACAAAGUAGAGACAAGGUUUUUUCUGGAAACUCCGAUCGUCACAGUGUAGUGCAGCAUGAUUUAAAUCCAGUGAUCAAAAAACGUUAUAUUCGUUUUCGACCACUGGCAUGGGAAAGCAAGAUAGCAAUGAGAGUAGAGCUAUAUGGCUGUCGUGAUUGCCUUGAUGCCCUCGGUAUGGAAAGUAAUGCAAUUUCUGACGUUCAGAUAACUGCCUCUUCACAAUAUGAUAGUAACCACGCCCCUCCGUUCGGCAGAAUACACCUGCUGUCCUCCGUGCCAGGAGCUAUUUGUGGAGCUUGGGUCGCAGCCGAUGGUGAUACUAACCCAUGGCUACAGAUUGAUCUGAUUAAACAAAACACCAAAGUUACCAGUGUUGCGACUCAAGGAAGACAGGAUUAUCCUCAGUGGGUGACAAAGUAUUCUCUGCUUUACAGUAACGAUUCGAUUGCCUGGCACUACUACAAAGAACAAGGAUUGAAAAAGGAGUUUACAGGAAACACUGACCAGCUUACGGUGGUACCACAUGACCUGAACCCUCCAAUCAGGACGCGAGUGAUCCGUUUUCGAGUUCUAACUUGGUACAGUUGGUAUGCGAUGAGGGUAGAACUGUAUGGUUGCCACGUGACAUGGGCAGGUUGUAAAGCAGAGGAAGAGAGCCUGUACGGCUGUCAAAAUUGCAUAAAAGCCCUCGGCAUGGAAAGCUAUGCAAUUACUGAUUCACAAAUCAGUGCGUCUUCAGAGUACAAUGGCAUUUACGCUGCAGUUCGAGGCAGACUUCAUCUUAAGACCGUACCAGGUUGGGGAGGUGGUGCUUGGGUGGCUCAUGUGGGUGAUAACAACCCAUGGCUACAGAUAGAUUUGACUAAGCAUUAUAUCAAAACUGUCAGGGUAGCGACACAAGGAAGAUUCUCCUCGCCCCAGUGGGUGACAAAGUAUUCUUUGCUGUACAGUAACGAUACAAGUAAUUUUUUGUUCUACAAAGUCCAAGGGCAAGGUGCAAACAAGGAGUUCAGUGCAAACUCAGACGGGCGCACUGUUGUAUCACAUGACCUGAGCUCCCCAAUUACAGCGCGUUACAUCCGUUUUCUCGUGCUUGCUUGGUACGCCUGGCCAUCAAUGAGAGUGGAGCUUUAUGGUUGCCAUGAUUGUCAACGGGCUCUUGGAAUGAGAAGUGGUGAAAUUGCUAACUCACAAAUUAAUGCUUCUUCGGAACUCAAUGAUUUUCACGCCGCCAUUUUGGGGAGACUGGAGUCUAGGAUAGCUGGCACCAAGAAGGGAGCAUGGGUCGCCCCCCAGGAGGACCUUAACCCGUGGUUACAGAUUGAUUUGCUGAGGCAGGACACCAGGAUAACACUGAUAGCCACACAAGGAAGAUACGACGGCGCCCAAUGGGUUACAAAGUAUUCACUGCUCUAUAGCAAUGACACAAGUAACUUCUUAUACUACAAGGAACAAGGGCAACAAAAUACAAACAAAGAAUUUGUAGGAAACACCAACAGUCACACGGUUGUUUCACAUGACCUUGACCGACCAAUCACGGCGCGUUAUGUUCGAUUUCAAGUUCUCACGUGGCACAACUGGGCAGCAAUGAGAGUGGAGGUGUAUGGUUGUCAUGAUAAUUAAAGAAGAAGAGGACUUCAAGAAGAUUUGAACCUCAGUGACUUUUUUAAUUAAGUUUUUUUGUGAUAGUUUUGAAUGAUCAAGCAUAGUCGUUGAAAAAGAAGAAACAACCAUAACAGCUCGCAGCUAUUGUGGUAUUUUGUGACCACAGGGUCACUAAAUCAACGGUACGACUCAACUACUGAUCAAAUAUGAGCUCUUAACCGCAUAAAUUAUAUGUAGUAGUUAUGAAAAAUCAUUGGUAUGUUAAUCAAUUGUAAUUGUGCCCCAUGACCUCAUUUGGUCCAAAGAGAGUCGACCUUGUUGAAUUUCGAUCUUGCAAAUGGCUCCUCCAGCAUUCAGGGCAGUGAAGAAAAAUCAAGUCACUUGGCAAAAUAUUGCAGCUUUCUUAUUGGCCAAUAAAAAUGUUUUUUUCUU